This is a messenger RNA of Python bivittatus (Burmese python), 3661 nucleotides long. NCBI's taxonomy places the organism in Eukaryota, Metazoa, Chordata, Lepidosauria, Squamata, Pythonidae. The record is from RefSeq and is a predicted model, not a curated record.
GGAGGAACCAAGGGCUUUCCAAGGAUAUUGGGAAGAGUUCGGAGAGAAAGUGAAAUCAGCAGAGAGGCAUUGGACACCGUUGCUGAUGAUAUGCCUCAGAGACCUUUAGGAAUAUCUGUCUCAAUGCAGACAGAUGCAAGCUGGAUUUAUGACCAUAUCUACAAGAAAAAGUGUUUUUAAAGGGAAAUACACAGAAAACCAAGAGUGUGCUGCUCCUUAUCAGGCUGAAAGAUGAAGUAGGCAAGGCAGUGAAAAAAGGUGGAGCAUCCAAUGAAAUGGAUGUGAUUUAAUUAAACUCAAUGAAGAAUUAAAAUGACUCCAAAGGGCAAGCAAGGGGAGCUUCAUCCUGAGAAUGCUCCAACACAGCAAGGGAAAUUUCAUCCUGAGAAUGAUAUCUAUGCUGUCGUGCCCCAAGAUCUUAGCUGCUUAGACAUUUUGUGCGACACAGAGUUUAGAGAAGACUUCUUAAAACUCUUUCAAGAAUCCCUGCGCACACUUUCCAGUGUUGGCCCACCUACCAUUCUAGCUUAUAGACCAGAGUCAUCAAGAGGAGAUGUUCAAAUUGAGGUUCAGAAGGAAUAUCCAGAAACCUGUGAAUUCUGUGGCAGCCCCCCGAGGUACUUCCCUUCCUUUGAAAGUCUGGAACACAUAGCAGAAUGGGGAAAUUUUUUCUGUUGCCAGCAAUACCGAGAGCUUCAAGAGUUCAUUGUCAAUGAAAAAAAACGCUAUGCAAAGAAAAUGGAGAUGAUUGAUAUUGGCCCUCAUCAGGCCCAUGGAAGUGAAGCUGAGCGACAACAGGCCAAAGAAAGAGCUCAACAAAGGCUCAGAGAGAGACAAAUGGCAAAACAGUUUGCCUUCAUGGCAGUAGAAGCGGAAAAGAAUGCCCUUCCAGUUCAUGUCCCUGAAUACAAUAAACAGCUUAGGACACUUUCCUUCUACCUUUCUCAAGAGACACCUUCUUCAGCAAGCUGGACACGAAUUUGUCAGCCAAUAAUUGAAGAAACAAAGUCAGUGACCCCAGACAACACAUACAGCAUCUCUUACUGUGAUUUCACUAUUGCGGGUGGAAAGUUAACGAAAAAACAAUUCUUACAACAGCACUACAAAAAUGGUGUGAAGUUCCUUACUAUGUUUCCAGACGGUACUGCACAAAUAUUCUAUCCAUCUGGAAAUCUGGCAAUUAUUGUUAUACAGAAGAAUGAAAAUGCAGGGUACAUUUGUAUAGUCCAAGAAGAUAAGCAUGAGAAGGCUGAAAUCCAAGCAAUAUUUGACUCUUGUGGAAAAGGAACUUGUUAUCAUCCAAACAAAAUUGUAUGGAUAAAUAUUACUAUUCGAGGAGGACAUUACUCAGAUCAAGCUGGCAACAAAGUGAAAACAUGGAUUUGGCCCAACAAUCUACAGAAGCACAAUCCCCGUGUAGCAUUUAAACCAAUAUUUCUGUCCUUGAACCUUAAUGUUGGUGUCAGGAUACUUGGGCAAGAUAAAAUCACCAUUUCUUUUCUUGCAAUGGGAAAACAAGCAAAAAUCAAUGUAGGAACCAAAGUGGAGCCACUUGCUGAACACCAUCCAUGGCCAAAGUACGUGGCUGAAGAUGACCUUCUGCUCUUCGCCAAUAGAUUAAAGAUUCUUCGCAUCUUUGCUAAACUGCAUGGAUAUUUAGACUUCCCUGCUAGUGACUGGUGGACUAAACUGGAGCUCCCUUCAUUUCUUUUGAAACAGACUUUGAAGUUAAUAUAUCUUUGUAAAGAAUGUGAAAUAAGCUGUGCACUGGAUAGAUUAAUAAUGGCAAUAGUAAAUUCACCAGCCUGAUCAACAGUGUGUUGAUUGAACAGUGUGUUGAAGUCACUUGCUUCAUUCUUUAAAAUAUUUAUUAAUCUGUUGAAUUCUGUAAGCAAAUUUAAAUGUACUUAAUAUUUUAUGUAUGCUUAAAACAUACUAUAUAUGGGUAUCUCGGAUUUUCCAUGUAGCAUUAGAAAAAUACAAAUAUGAAGCUAAGUUUAGUAAGAAAAUUGAAUUAUAUGCUAUAGGAUUCAAUGGCUAUGCAUAAAAUUCUAGAUCCAGAUUUUGCUAUGGUAAAAAUUCCAUAAUCCUUUUAAGGCCCUACCCUUAUACUAACCCACAUAAUUCAUCUGUAAAUUUUUGAUUUCUCCAUACCUCUUCUUUAAGCAAGAUGGUAAAUAAAACGGGGAAACCGAGAAGGAGGAUGCUCAAGCCAUAGGCUUGCUUUAGUUACAAUCUUGAUGGAAUUAGACCCUAUCAGGUACUGACAUCGUUUCAGGUUACACCUAAGAUUUUUGUAAAAGCUGCUGGAAAAAAGAAAUAAAGAUUUGUUGUUCCCAGUGUCUGAAAAUUAAACCAUCCCAGUCAUUACUCAGACCCAUGUCCAUCUUUGGGGAAAAUACAUAAUGUACCUUUAUUAAGUGAAAAAGCAACAGAGGGGAAAAAAGAUUGUUUUAUAUUAACGGAGCUACCUUGUUGAUAAACAAUCAUAGUUUUGAUGUAUUAAUAAAGCUUUAUCUACUACUUGGAGGAAACUGUUUUCUGAGGAUGUAAGUUCCAGGGUCAGAAAGUAUAAUUUUCCCUUCCUGUAUAGAAUGCUGGUGCUGAUACUUUUUAAACUGCAGAAAAAACAGGGAUAGUUGUGAUGAUCAUAAAAAGGAACAACUCUUAGUAUUGCAAUUAAACCUUCUCAAAAUAACAUGUAAUUGUUUAGGUUCUAUAAAACUCUUCAUGAUCUCUUGACCCCCAUUUCAUGACUUGUAAUGGUCCUAUCGACAUAGGUAAAUUUCAGAUUCCACUUAUUAUAUGUGUAGUGAUGGAUCUGCAACUUUAUAGAUGAUUUUAUAGAAGUACUUUCUACUGCCAUUACCUUCAUUCAGUCAAGGCAGUGUUACAAACCAAUUUUUAGACAAAAAAGCCAUGUGAACUCUUGUCUAAACCCUUGUUUAUCCAUCUUUUAAUCUCUCCUUUUUGUUUUAUAAGGAAAUAGACUAUUGAAAACAGACACUACAUGAUAAAUUAUGCCCUCAGCGCAGCAGAUCAGGAAUUAAAACAAUAAUUGAGUAAUAUAGUAAAGCAGCAGCAAAGGUGGUAGGACUCAAGAGUUAAAAGGUAGAACUGGGAUGGCUGUUAUUUAUUCUCUGUUCAUUAAACUUUUCAUCAAAGUAACUGUACCAAGAAAUCUAUGUUAAUAAAGCAGUAUAUAAACACAAUUAUGCAUCAAAAUUAGCUUUAGAUUAUAUUCCUAUGGACACUUCCCUGGCAGUAAGCCUCAUUUAAAUAAAUGGAUUUUAUUUCUGAGUGGGAUUGGACUGGUAUGAAAAGUGCAAUAUAUUAGCAAAGUGUAAUUUGCAGAAGCUGUUUCUUUGUUCAUUUUUCCUCCUCGUUUACAUUAUCUUCUCUAUAUUUACUUAAAACUGCCCAAAAGCAAUCCAAAGGAAGCUAACAAAUAUAAAAAAAAGAAACCAUAUAAAUGAGAACAUAAAAUAGCAAAGAACCAUGAAAAAAGCCCAUCCCAAAAUAUGCCCAUCAAGUAAUGAACUGGUCCCAAAUGCUUUCUGAAAUAGCAGUUGAGCUAAAUAACCAGAACCAGACAAUGUACAAGUCAAAUGGACUUCACAUGAAAGAGAAUUCUAGAUCACAGGGAUGGAUGGAUGGAUGG